AGUACAUAGAAAAGUGAUCCAAAAUGAAAGGAGCUAACACUUCUAUUGUAAUUUUUUCCCUCUUGGCUUUGGCUUCCACUUUCGCCUCAGCCUCAGACCCCAGCUCUCUCCAGGACUUCUGUGUAGCCCUCAAUAGCACCAAGAAUGCUGCUGCAGUGUUUGUAAAUGGGAAGUUCUGCAAGGACCCAAAGCUUGUCACUGCAAAUGAUUUCUUCUUUUCAGGUCUCGAUAAAGCCGGAAACACGUCGAAUGCGGUGGGAUCAAGGGUCACUCCGGUCAAUGUUGAUCAAAUAUCGGGACUUAACACACUCGGCAUAUCCCUGGUUCGAAUUGACUAUGCGCCUUAUGGUGGCCUAAACCCUCCUCACACACACCCUAGAGCCACCGAGGUCCUAGUCGUGACGAAGGGUAAGCUGUACGUCGGCUUCGUGACAUCGAAUCCCGAUAAUCGUUUAUUCACCAAAGUUCUUAAAACUGGAGAUGUGUUUGUUUUCCCGGUCGGUCUCAUUCAUUUCCAAUUCAAUAUCGGGAAGACGAAUGCCGUCGCCUUUGCCAGUCUUAGCAGCCAAAAUCCGGGAGUUAUCACCAUUGCUAAUGCAGUGUUCGGCUCUAACUCACCUAUCAAUCCUGAUGUGCUUGCUAAAGCCUUCAAACUGGAUAAGAAAUUGGUGGAAUAUCUUCAGACACAGUUCUGAUUGAAUCACAUGGAGUUGGUUUGAGCUGUUUUGGUUUUUUUCCCCCCACCUGUCAUUGUUAUAGUUUUGAACCUCUCUGUCUAUGUUUAUGUUUGGCUAUUUCGU
Messenger RNA from Hibiscus syriacus, 800 nucleotides. RefSeq names its product germin-like protein subfamily 1 member 13. The coding region runs from base 24 to 695 and encodes 223 amino acids. The record is from RefSeq and is a predicted model, not a curated record. The transcript has 2 exons. Gene Ontology annotation, molecular function: manganese ion binding. Lineage: Eukaryota; Viridiplantae; Streptophyta; Magnoliopsida; Malvales; Malvaceae. Gene Ontology annotation, cellular component: cell wall.